AUGUAUAUCUUAUUCCGUUCUUUGAUCAUACGUGAAUACAUACGUCAUUUGUCUGGUAUGUUCAAUCCUCAAUGGAAUGAAAAGAAAAACUACCGUCGCCGUCUAUUUCUAAUGGAAUUAGGUUAUGAUCUUGUUCAAUCACAUUUAGACGGACGACGACAGCAACCACAUGCACUUCAACAGAAUGUUCGAAUAGCCAUACAAGCACUUGGACUCACUGGUACUACUUCACAUCCAGUUAUUGUUUCGGCAUCUACUGGCAAGCAACAUUGUCAUCUUUGUCCAAGAGAACGUGAUCGAAAGGUUCAUACUCAUGGUUCAAGUUGUAAUGCUCCUUGUUGUCCAGUUCAUCAUACAGUUAUUUGUACUAUGUGUAACGAAACACUAUCAGGAUAA
Molecule: messenger RNA, 396 nt
Organism: Adineta ricciae
Lineage: Eukaryota; Metazoa; Rotifera; Eurotatoria; Adinetida; Adinetidae
Source: the annotation of a GenBank genome assembly